CUUGUUUUUUAGACAACGAAUCUUAAGAAGAGGCGUUUCUUUCUCGCCAAGCCAAGCCAAGCCAAGCUCCAAUCGAAGAAAGCAUGAAGCUUCGGAUCCGCUCCAUGGCGACGAAGGAGACCCUGAGGAUCGAAGCCCCCGAUUCCUGCUCCAUCAACCAUCUCAAAACCCUCGUCGCUCGCGCCCUCUCCACCGCCGCCUCGACUUCCUCGAUCUUGCCGGAGUCGGUUCGCCUCUCCCUCAACCGCAAGGACGAGCUUUUCGCCUCAUCGGACCAGGACUCCCUUCAAGCUAUCGGGCUCACUUCUGGCGACCUCAUUUACUUCUCGAUUGCCUCCGACUCCCAAACACUAGCCCCGUCGGCGACCUGUCGCCCCUCUCCAAUGGGAAUAUCGAAUCUUCAUCCGGUUUCGCUAAUGGAUAAUCUCGGGGAUGACGGUGAUGCAUCGGUAAGCCUUCGAUCUGUGAAUCUAGCUCUAUUGUCUUCCCCCGUCCAUGCUUCGAAGGUAAAUGCAGAUAGCUCGAGUAUUGGGCAAGUUUUGGUUCCAGAUAAUUCCACCGCCAUAGCCACAGAGCCGAUUGUAUCUCAACUAGAGGAAAUAAUUCAAGAAGAUGACAAAAUGGAGGUAGACGUAGAGGACAUGAUAACGGGGAAGUCUUUCUCGGUUCCUUGUUUUCUUGAGAGGGUUAUGGAAGCCGAGAAGGGGGAGACUGAGGGCAUUUUGGGGCGGCUUGUGAUCACCAUCCAAGCUGUUUUUCUUGAGUCAGGCUUCGUAGUUAAUGAUGGUGGAAGUGGCUAUGGAUCUCGAUUGCCUGAAGGAUGGUCAUCAAAAGCUUCUAACUUUUCAAUUCAUUACACUCUUCCUGAACUCACAGAAGCCCGUGAUGGAAGGAACGCCAAGGCAGCCAUAUUGAGGUUCUCGGUGAUGGGGAAUUAUGCCACGGUUUAUGGAUUCCUGAGUGGAGCUCAUCCGGAUGUUUACCGAGUCUGUUUUGAUCUGCCAAAGUUGGCACCUAUAUUGUCCUCAUCAUUUGAUUCCCUCAGCGGAUCUGAAGAAGAAGAGAUUUUUGAACUGUGGAAGGUUGUCAAGGAUAUGCUCUCGUUGCCUCUUCUCAUUGAUCUCUGUCACAAGAAUGGAUUGCAAUCGCCAGCUUGCUUUAUGCUCCUUCCUACAGAUCUUAAGAUCAUGAUUUUCGAGUUCCUUUCAGGCAUCGAUGUUUCUAAGGUUGGCUGCACUUGUUCUGAGUUGAGGUAUCUAUCAUCAAAUAACGAUCUUUGGAAGAAGAAGUUUCUUGAGGAAUUUGGGGAUGUUGAUGAAAGGUUACUUAUAGGAAGAAGCUGGAAAGAUAAAUAUGCAAAUUACUGGGUGAGAAAAAAGAAUGCUGACAAGAGGACUGAAAGGAACAUAUUUACUAUGCGGAAUACGCGGUUUGACCCAUUUAUUCCACAAAGAUUUCCGAUGAUGGGGGGAGAUUAUGACAGGUUCCCUGAAAUUGGCAGCAUGAUUCCAGGUGGUCCGAGAUUGGGAUUUGCACCUCUUCGGGGUCGAAGGAACUUCUCCCCUAAUUGCAACCUCGGAGGCAAUGAGCCAGGGUUCCUUGGGUAAAAUGCUUUCAUCUUAGUAGUUGUUCAAUAAGGCGAUACAUUGCAUAGUUUUUACCCUCUUCUUAUUCAUAGAUGCUUUCAGUGGUUCAUUCUGUUCAUGAGUUUGCUAGGGAAAUAGCUGCUUUUGCAUGUAUAGCAUAUCAACUGAACUCAGUUUCUGAUUUGUCUUUCCAUCAACAAUGUUUUAUAUACAAGUCAUGUUUUGGAAAUGCAAUAUGCAAUAUGGCACUGAGUAUUCUGUUCUUUAA
Molecule: messenger RNA, 1854 nt
Organism: Zingiber officinale
Lineage: Eukaryota; Viridiplantae; Streptophyta; Magnoliopsida; Zingiberales; Zingiberaceae
Product: putative F-box protein At1g23770
Exons: 1
Coding region: 84-1607 (507 amino acids)
Molecular function (GO): protein binding
Source: RefSeq, a predicted model, not a curated record